Sceloporus undulatus (fence lizard) is the source of this 2515-nucleotide messenger RNA. Its product is annotated as zinc finger matrin-type protein 1-like. Gene Ontology annotation, molecular function: zinc ion binding; nucleic acid binding. The transcript has 6 exons. Bases 720 to 2075 code for a protein of 451 amino acids. Lineage: Eukaryota; Metazoa; Chordata; Lepidosauria; Squamata; Phrynosomatidae. The record is from RefSeq and is a predicted model, not a curated record.
UGUUUUGUAAGCACAUAGGUAACCCUCUCUCACACCUUUGAUUUGGGUAGAGAGCUAAUCAAUUAUUGUGACAUGGAUGAGCUUAAACUCAUGGUGCUCUUAUGCACAACUGUUGGAUCCAGUAAAACUACACUGUGGUCUAAUUACACUGUGCUAAAAGAAUGAAGGGCCUUGGUCAGAAAAAUGUGCAUAUCCCAUUUUAUAAAACAAUUAGCCCAUGGCUGAAUUAAUUGAGUUUAAUUAUAACAGUAAAAAUUGUAAAAAGAUUUUUAAAUACUUGGAACUGAUAAACUGGAUUCAUUUCUCAGACAUUCAGGCCUAAAUCUAUUUGUUAAUCCACCUUAAAAUAGACUGCUUGAUUUGUCUGAAGUAUCAGAAGUAGAUAAGGCAUGUAGUAGGUGGGAAAGGUUCUCUUAUUUUAUCAUGUGUUUGGGUUUUCCAGUAUGGUUCCCAUAAAUAAAUGGCUGGCUGUGUUCUGGUAACUGACGCUGUACCCUUAACCGUUCACUUUAGAUGAGACUUUGGAUGAAGUGACAAGAAAAGAACUUUGUACAAACACAUUUUGUAGCAUUUGUGGGGCCGUGCUACAGUUUGAAUCACAAAGAGUAGCACAUUAUGAGGGCAAAAAGCAUGCACAGAAAGUCCGAUUUUAUUUGCAAAUACAUGGUGAACAAAAGGAGGGACUGGAGCCCAGCAAGCAAGAAAAUCUCCAGGUGAAGAUGCCCUAUCCUGAACCCUUGAUGGAGUCAAAUGCUGACAAAAAUUCAUACUGCAGGCUUUGCAACAUGAUCUUCACAUCUCCAGUGGUUGCCCAAUCACACUACCUGGGAAAGAUCCAUACCAAAAAAAUGAAGCUGCUCUCAGAUCAGUCUCAACAGCCCAGCCAAAGCCCUCAACUAGAACCUGGUUCCUCUGGGAGUUGGAUUCCAACUCCACCAGAACUGUCUCUUGAAAAGACUUCACAAGACAGUAAGACUGAAGACCCACAUUCAUUAUAUGCAACUACUUUGGAUAAAGAUGAUCCAGAAAAGUAUUGCAAACUCUGUUCAAUCUCUUUCAACAAUCCUGUAAUGGCCAAUCAACACUAUGUGGGCAAGAAGCACAAACGGAAUGAAGUCCGUAAGAAGCUGCUAGCUGAGAUGGGAACAAGUGCCAUCCCUGUGGAAGCCAAGGCCAAUGCAGUUGGAGUGGGCAACUAUGUAUGUCCCAUCUGCAGCAUCAGCCUUUCAUCCAUAGAGAUGUACCAGUCUCACAUGCAAGGAAAUAAGCAUCAGAUUAAAGAGAACAUGAUUGCGAAACAGAUGAAGAAAUCAAAGAUAACAUAUGCUUCCUUCCAAGAUGAAUUGGAAGAUUACAUUGCAAUGCAAAAAGCUAGAGGACUAGAACCAAAAACUAAAUUUAGAAAGCCAGAGGAAAAGUUUAAAAAUAAAGAAUGCAAAGCCAUUAAUGGUCAUAAGGAUAUAUUUGUAUCUAAGCAGGAUCAAUUUUCCUGUGAUAUUUAUGAACUGGGUCAGCAUUCCAUUUUUUUCUCAGAAACCAGUGCAUAUUCUUUUGAAAAGCCAUUGCUACAUCGGUCACCAGCUGACAAGGACUCCCUAAAACUAGAAAAUGGACCCAUGUCCCAGUGCAGCACAGAAUAUUGUUCAGAAAAGCAAGUGUCUUGCUUGGCCAUCAACAAAGAUUGCAAUUACAACCCAUUGCCAGUAGAAUCCAGUAAAGCCGAUAACACUGGGUCUUACGAGAGAAGCCAGAAACUGUCAAAUACCUCCAGAAUGGAGAAGGAAUGUAUCAGCGAGGGAGAGGAAAGUCCUCUCCAACAGCCGGUAAAGCUUAAGAGAAAACAACACAGUGAAGAAGAGACAGAUUCGGGAAAGGAUGUUGAAAAGAAAAAGAAAAAGAAAGAUGAAAUGGAUUCAACAGGUGAGGGGAAGUCAAAGCAUAAUAAAGACAAAAGCAAUAAAGAGAGUUCUUCUGAAAAGGAAAGCAAAAAACAUAAGAAAGAGAAAAAAAGGUCGGAAGCCAAUGGACCAUCAGACGAAGAGAUGCUUUGGAAUGAAUCUAUCCUGGGAUUUUAGCUGACCUUUGUCCGAUCAACGUUUUGUUCAUUUGUGGUCUAAAACAUGGUGCACUUUUAUGUUUCAUUACUGAUUUUAUUUUUAAUUGGCCUUUUGGAAAUAAUGAGGUAUUGGGUAUCUCAACAAAGUGCUUGAGAAGAAUUUGAACUGGGACCCUGUAAUAUACAUACUGUGUAAUUAACAGCUUCUCGUGGAAUGACAUAUUACACAAGAUAAUAUGAAAUAUUCUUCCAACAGCAUUUAUAAAUGAGAGAAAUUGAUAGUUGCAGUAUAUCCAGGCAAGGCUAUAACUGUAUUGUUGAAGGCUUUAAAUGUUAGUUUGAAAGUAUGGGAGGGGAUUCGGGCUUUUUGAAGUUCUUGUUUACAGGUUUUGUGGGGUUUUUCCACUUCCAGUUCUGAACAUAAAAAAUGAAAGAGCCCAUUAAAUAUAUAAGAAAAUG